AUGGAAGAAUUAGGUAUGCGUCCUGAAACAUCUAAAUGCUCACGAAUGGAAAAGCGUAGAUUAGUAUCACAAAGUCAUCAAAGACAAGAAUCAAGUCAAGCUCCAAGAAUCAAUGGAAUUACUUUAUAACAAUACUUCAGGGGAAGCAACUUUAGAGUACUGGAAAUCAACGAAGAUGAAUGGGACAAUCACUAAGUUGGAUAGCCACGUGCUCCUCCUCUUUAAAAUACCAAUUUUCGUAUUAAAACAGAUAAGAAAAUAAACAAUAAAAAACUACUAGAACGAUCGCCUGCUUAAAACCUAACUACGAGCAAAGACUUUAAUCAACGUAAAAUUAAUAGACCUCACAUUACAUCAAAUGAAUUCUUUCAAAACGAAGAUGAACUCAGAAAAACCAGAAUAGAACUCAAAUACGGACGCAUGAAAGAGGAUGUGAACAAUCGCUUUGGGAAUCCUGACCAGGAUCUUAUCAAUAAAUAUGCAGAAAAAUUUAAUAUAAAUAGGGAACCUCCAAAAUUGACAUUAGCUCCCAGAGAACUCUAUGCAAAAAUCAAGUGA
Paramecium tetraurelia is the source of this 558-nucleotide messenger RNA. RefSeq lists its product as uncharacterized. The transcript is spliced from 2 exons. The record is from RefSeq and is a predicted model, not a curated record. NCBI's taxonomy places the organism in Eukaryota, Ciliophora, Oligohymenophorea, Peniculida, Parameciidae.